Messenger RNA from Scomber scombrus (Atlantic mackerel), 2850 nucleotides. RefSeq lists its product as uncharacterized. NCBI's taxonomy places the organism in Eukaryota, Metazoa, Chordata, Actinopteri, Scombriformes, Scombridae. Gene Ontology annotation, molecular function: DNA binding. Gene Ontology annotation, biological process: DNA integration; DNA recombination. The record is from RefSeq and is a predicted model, not a curated record.
AUGAAGAGGAGAAUCCCCACAGUUCAUGGUUCAGAGACUCUGGCAGUUUUCAGUGGUCCAGAGGCCUCUCUGCUUCUCUCCCCCCACGUUCUGGAGGAGGAGAGCCGGGGUCAGGGGGUCUCCCCAGUCGCGCCGAGUGACGUCACUACAGUGCGACUACGUGAGCACGUUACCUACCCGAGCGGCAAGCUGGCGCGCAUGCGCAGUUCACCCGUGGGUUUUGUCAACAGUUUGUCAGGGGUACAGACUUCAAUUCGCUAUGAAACCACCCAGGUUCAACGGCGUGGUGGUUUCAGUAGCAAAAGGGGAGGCAGCCCGUGUUCUACAGGACGAAAUAGUGUCGCUGUUAAACAAACAGGCGAUCAGGGCUGUGCCGCGCGAGGAAGCUCAACAGGGUUUCUACUCCCGUUACUUCCGCAUUCCCAAGAAGGGGAGCGCGUCCCUUCGCCCCAUUUUGGACCUUCGUGUGUUAAACAGACACCUACGAAAGUACACAUUCAGGAUGUUGACACACAAAGUACUCUGUCAGUCAAUCCGUCCGUGCGAUUGGUUUGUUACAAUCGACCUCAAGGACGCAUAUUUUCACAUCGCCAUUUAUCCCGCACACAGGAAGUUUCUCAGGUUUGCUUUUCAGGGCAAAGCCUACGAGUAUCAAGCCAUUCCCUUCGAGCUAUCAUUAGCUCCCAGAGUGUUCAGCAAAUGUGUGGAAGCAGCACUCUCUCCGUUGAGGAGCAGGGGUAUCAGAAUAUUUUCGUACAUAGACGAUUAUCUGAUAUGCGCUCGAUCGCGGGAACAAGCGGUCAGGGAUUCCGCUACGGUGAUCAAUCAUAUCAGGGAUCUCGGGUUCAAUAUAAACUGGGCAAAGAGCCGAGUCGUGCCAGCUCAGUGCACAGAAUACCUGGGUCUCAGCAUAAACUCUCUUUCUUAUCGUGUCACGCUAUCAGAGGGGAGGUUAACAUCAUUAACACAGUGUCUUUCCCUCUUCAAGCUGGGGAAAGUCGUGUCAUUCAGAUUGUGCCUACGCCUGCUGGGCUUCAUGGCGUCAGUGAUUUCUGUCGUGCAUUUGGGGCUACUGAUGAUGAGGGAUUUUCAGCGUUGGGUCGCGGCUCUGCGCUUGUGUCCACAUCGUCAUCUCAACCGCAGGCUGAGAAUAACGUCAACGUGUGUGGCGGCUCUCCGACCGUGGGGAGACACCGCGGCUCUCGCGGAGGGGGUUCCGCUGGGUGCAGUGACGUCACGUGUAACCAUGACAACGGACGCGUCCCUGUCAGGAUGGGGAGCGGCGCUGUCGGGCAGAUCAGUGAAUGGAAAGGUCGCCAUGUCCUGGUAAAGACAGACAAUUCCACUGUGGUGGCCUACAUAAACCGCCAGGGUGAGGAGCGGAUCUCCUGUCCCGGGGCAAUCUCCUGUACGGAGAGUGGAAGCUUGGCGGAGAUUCGGCCGGGCAGCCGUAGAUCUAUUCGCCUCGCGAGGAAACACGCAAUGUCCGCUGUUUUUCUCCCUGUCGGACGUAAAUGCACCUCUGGGUGUGGACGCUCUAGCACACCCGUGGCCAGACGUGCUGCUUUAUGCGUUUCCCCCGCUCAGCCUGAUCUCCCCGACUCUAAUCAGAGUGAGGGAGCAGAGCCUGUCACUAAUCAUGAUAGCGCCUCGGUGGACAUCCAAACACUGGAUGGCGGAAAUAAUACAGCUGCUGACGGGCGAACCGUGGCCACUCCCCAUACGCAGGGAUCUUCUGUCCCAGGCGAACGGGGAGAUCUACCACCCGCACCCAGACCGCAUGGCACUCUGGGCUUGGCCCGUGAGAGGUGGAGUCUGAGUGCAGCAGGCCUGCCAGAGCAGGUCAUUGACACCAUCCAGAACGCAAGAGCUUCCUCCACUCGCUCUCUGUAUAGUGGCAAGUGGCGGGUCUUUGAGGAGUGGUGUGACUUGAAGCACAUCAUCCCUUUCCAGUGUUCAGUAGAGGACCUGCUGUGUUUCCUGCAGGAUUUGGUGGACAAAGGCAAGGCUUUUUCCACUGUUAAGGUGUAUUUAGCUGCCAUUUCUGCGUGCCACGUGGGCUUUGGGGAUAAGCCCGCCGGGCAACAUCCCUUAGUCUGUCGUUUUAUGAAAGGUGCAAGGCGCAAGCUCCCAGUUUCCAGACCCCUGGUUCCCCUGUGGGAGCUAUCCGUGGUCUCCCACCCAUUUGAGCCGUUGGAGGUGGCAGAGAUGAAGUUUGUUUCUCUGAAAACAGCUUUACUCUUGGCUUUGACUACAGCAAAGACAGUGAGCGACAUACAGGCUUUAUCCAUACGGCCUUCCUGUUUGCAGUUUUCACAAGGGCUCACCAAGGUUUGUUUCAGGCCCAACCCUGCUUUUGUGCCUAAGGUGGUGGAGUCAGGUUACAGGUGUCCCACAGUGGAGCUGUUGGCUUUUCACCCGCCUCCCUUCUCCUCAGCUGGGGAGAAGAAGCUUAACACAUUAUGCCCGGUCAGGGCGCUUCAUGUGUAUCUGAGCAGGACAGCUGGGUUCAGGAAAAGUGACCAGCUGUUUGUGUUCUGUGCCACUCCACAUAAGGGCAAGCCGUUGUCCCGCCAGAGGUUGUCCCACUGGAUUGUGGAGGCCAUAUCUCUGGCUUAUGGCUGUAGUGGUUUGCAGCCCCCCCAGGGUUUGAGGGCUCAUUCCACCAGGGGCAUGGCCACAUCCUGGGCCCUGUUCAGGGGAGUGUCAGUGCAGGACAUUUGUGCGGCGGCAAGCUGGGCUACGCCCCACACUUUUGUAAGGUUCUACAGGCUGGAUGUCUCAGGGCCGUCUGUAGCGCAGGCGGUGCUAGAGGCAAACAGACCAGGAUCUGUCGUUACCGGGCUUUGA